Messenger RNA from Anoplopoma fimbria (sablefish), 2448 nucleotides. RefSeq names its product POU class 6 homeobox 2 (gene pou6f2). Gene Ontology annotation, biological process: regulation of transcription by RNA polymerase II. The record is from RefSeq and is a predicted model, not a curated record. NCBI's taxonomy places the organism in Eukaryota, Metazoa, Chordata, Actinopteri, Perciformes, Anoplopomatidae. Gene Ontology annotation, molecular function: DNA-binding transcription factor activity, RNA polymerase II-specific; RNA polymerase II cis-regulatory region sequence-specific DNA binding.
AUGAAUCCCUCAGAUAAUAGUCGACUCCCCUGGUCCUUCCUCACCCUGCUGACAGCUGCUUGCCAGAGUCCAGAUGAAUGGCAAAGAGGAUCCUCGAUAGUUGGAGUGGAGUGUGUCGGUCACAGGCUGAAAUCCCUCACACAGUGUCCCUCACACUGCGACAGCACUGCUCCCCUCCAGGAUCCGAUGAUUACAGGGCAGCUGAGCAAGCCGCUGCUCUCCCUGCGCAGCGACAUGAGCGCGGCAGAACUCCGGGCGGACAACAAAGCGGCGACCCCGGACAGCGAUCUGAACGACGAGCCCCUGCUCCUGCCCUCCGAGGCCACGGACAGAGACGGCACUCCCAACAAGCUGUACGGAGCUCGUGACGGUUCGGUCCAGUCUGACACCAGCAGCAGUCACUCUGAGCAGAGUCACCUGGGCCAGUCCCACCCGGGAUUCCCAAUGGGUCCACAGUCUCUCCUGGUGGCCCAGCAGCUGGCCAACGCGGUAGGCGGCGUGAUGUCCGGGGCGGGGCCAGGCAUGAACCAGCCCAUCCUCAUCCCCUUCAACGCAGGCGGACACCUGGGCGGGCAGCAGGGCCUCGUUCUCUCGCUGCCCACGGCCAACAUCCAGAGCCUGGUGGCUGCUGCUGCUGCAGGGGGCAUCAUGACGCUCCCUCUCCAGAACCUGCAAGCUACCUCAUCACUGAGCUCCCAGCUCCAACACCUGCAGCAGCUCCAACAGAUGCAGCAUCACCACCACCAGCAGCAGCAGCAGCAGCAACAACAACAACAACAGCAGCAUCAACAGCAACAGCAGCAACACCAUCACCAACAGACCCUCGCCCACACCCAGAACCAGCUGUCAUCCCAGCAUCACAUGACCCCGCCCAGCCAGCAGCAGACCUCUGUCCCGUCUCCGGGCUCUACCUGCUCCUCCGCCUCCGGACAGCAGCAGCACUCCCCGCCGCAUCGGCCCAACCAGUCGCCGGCCCGCAGCCUCCCCUCGCCCGUCACCCCACCCAUGCCUCUGUCGCUGAAUCCGUUGGCCAGCCAGGCGGCGGUAGCAGCGGCAGCAGCCAUGGGAUCCAUCGCCGGUUCCCAGGUGUUUGGAAACGCCUUGUCAAACCUGCAAGGAGCCACCGGACAGCUGGUCACCAACGCACAAGGACAGAUAAUUGGAACAAUCCCACUGAUGCCCAACUCUGCAGGGCCCUCCAGCCAAUCAGGGGGUGGCAACCCAGCACUGCAGGUACAGCCAAUUACACCUCAGCUUCUGACCAAUGCUCAAGGCCAGAUCAUCGCCACGGUGAUCGGCAAUCAGAUCCUGCCCGUCAUCAACACCCAGGGAAUCACGCUGUCACCAAUCAAGCCCGGACAGCAGCUGCCUCAGGCUCAGCAGGGUCAGACAGGCCCGGCAUCGUCUCAGCCCAACCUGCUCCACAUGCCCCACAGACAGAGUCCUCUCCACCAGGCCUCUUCCUCCUCCUCCACCUCCUCCUCUUCCUCGGCUCUCAGCGUGGGCCAGCUGGUCAGCAACCCGCAGACCGCCCCCAGCGAGGUGGACGGGGUCAACCUGGAGGAGAUUCGUGAAUUCGCCAAAGCAUUCAAGAUCCGCCGGCUGUCUCUGGGCCUGACUCAGACUCAGGUGGGCCAGGCGCUCAGUGCCGCCGAGGGGCCGGCGUACAGCCAGUCUGCCAUCUGCAGACACACCAUCCUGAGAAGCCACUUUUUCCUACCACAGGAAGCCCAAGAGAACACUAUAGGUAGCAGUCUGACAGGCAAACUGAACCCUGGCCUUUUAUAUCCUGCCAGGUUUGAGAAGUUGGACAUCACCCCUAAAAGCGCCCAGAAGAUUAAGCCCGUUCUGGAGCGCUGGAUGGCGGAGGCUGAGGCCCGCCACCGAUCCGGCAUGCAGAACCUGACUGAGUUUAUCGGCAGCGAGCCUUCCAAAAAACGCAAGCGGAGGACCUCUUUCACCCCGCAGGCGCUCGAGAUCCUCAACAGCCACUUUGAGAAGAACACGCACCCCUCCGGACAGGAAAUGACGGAAAUAGCCGAGAAGCUGAACUAUGACAGGGAGGUGGUGCGUGUCUGGUUCUGCAACAAGAGGCAAGCCUUGAAAAACACAAUAAAGCGUUUGAAACAGCCCGAGCUCGGCCCGGCUGCACCAAUGGACCCUCUCACUGAUUCUCUAGAGGAGCUCCCGAAAUGAACGAGCUCUCCGGCAAAAAACAGCGGAGCAGCAAAGUGGCAGCCGUUGAAAAACAACAAAGGUGGAUGAACUCAUCUUGAAGUGAGAACUGAAAAAAAUGUUCCCAAGUCACCUGGACGGACAGUCAUGAGUUUGCAAACAAAAAACUAUGUGUUGUCAGUGUGAUUACCACAGCUAUGUAAAUGACCUUGGCGAAACCAAAAACAUGGAAAAAAAAAAAAAAGAGAUUAAUAUCUGAGAAUUAUGUAAAAA